Thamnophis elegans (Western terrestrial garter snake) is the source of this 1242-nucleotide messenger RNA. It is a transcript of the gene KCNJ6, whose product is annotated as potassium inwardly rectifying channel subfamily J member 6. Gene Ontology annotation, molecular function: G-protein activated inward rectifier potassium channel activity. Lineage: Eukaryota; Metazoa; Chordata; Lepidosauria; Squamata; Natricidae. Gene Ontology annotation, biological process: potassium ion import across plasma membrane; regulation of monoatomic ion transmembrane transport. Gene Ontology annotation, cellular component: plasma membrane. The transcript is spliced from 2 exons. Bases 16 to 1242 code for a protein of 408 amino acids. The record is from RefSeq and is a predicted model, not a curated record.
CUGGAAGGAGACUUAAUGGAGCAGGACGUGGAAAGCCCUGUUACAAUUCAUCCACCCAAGUUGCCCAAACAGGCCAGAGAAGAUCUGCCAAAGCAUUUAAGCAAAGAGGAUGCCAAAAGAAAAAUCCAGAGGUAUGUUAGGAAAGACGGAAAAUGCAACGUCCACCAUGGAAACGUGAGAGAGACUUAUCGCUAUUUGACCGAUAUCUUCACUACCUUGGUCGACCUCAAGUGGAGAUUCAACCUUUUUAUAUUUGUCUUGGUUUAUACUGUGACUUGGUUGUUCUUUGGAUUCAUCUGGUGGCUAAUUGCUUACAUCCGAGGAGAUAUGGAGCACAUAGGAGAUAAGAAAUGGACACCCUGCGUUAGCAACCUCAAUGGAUUUGUCUCAGCCUUUUUAUUCUCCAUAGAGACAGAAACUACAAUUGGGUAUGGUUAUCGGGUUAUCACAGACAAAUGUCCUGAAGGAAUUAUCCUGCUUUUAGUUCAGUCUGUUUUAGGGUCUAUUGUGAAUGCUUUCAUGGUUGGCUGCAUGUUUGUAAAAAUAUCACAGCCCAAGAAGAGAGCAGAAACUCUGGUGUUUUCUACCAAUGCUGUAAUUUCUAUGCGGGAUGGAAAGCUGUGUUUGAUGUUUCGAGUUGGGGAUCUUAGAAAUUCACACAUUGUGGAAGCAUCAAUACGAGCCAAGCUGAUCAAAUCGAAACAGACAAAGGAGGGGGAAUUUAUACCUCUCAAUCAAACAGAUAUCAAUGUAGGUUAUUAUACUGGGGAUGAUCGACUGUUUUUGGUUUCACCACUGAUCAUCAGCCAUGAAAUAAACCAACAGAGUCCUUUCUGGGAGAUUUCCAAAACUCAGUUGCCCAAAGAGGAAUUAGAAAUAGUUGUGAUCCUAGAAGGAAUGGUGGAAGCGACAGGGAUGACAUGCCAAGCCCGAAGUUCUUACAUUACCAGUGAAAUUCUGUGGGGUUAUCGUUUCACACCUGUUCUCACCCUAGAGGAUGGAUUUUAUGAAGUUGAUUAUAAUAAUUUCCAUGAGACAUAUGAAACCAACACCCCAUCUUAUAGCGCCAAAGAAUUGGCAGAGAUGGCCAAUCGAGCAGAGUUACCCCUUACUUGGUCUGUGUCAAGCCAGUUAGAUCAGCAUGCAGAAAUGGAGGCCGGAGAGGAAGCUAAGAGCCAUGAAGAACAACAAGCAGAAAGGAAUGGUGAUGUGGCCAAUUUAGAGAACGAAUCCAAAGUUUAG